Messenger RNA from Plectropomus leopardus (leopard coralgrouper), 6193 nucleotides. RefSeq names its product NUAK family, SNF1-like kinase, 1b (gene nuak1b). Gene Ontology annotation, cellular component: cytoplasm. Lineage: Eukaryota; Metazoa; Chordata; Actinopteri; Perciformes; Serranidae. Gene Ontology annotation, molecular function: ATP binding; tau-protein kinase activity. Gene Ontology annotation, biological process: protein phosphorylation; microtubule cytoskeleton organization; intracellular signal transduction. The record is from RefSeq and is a predicted model, not a curated record.
GGAAGGGAAGAGAGAAGACAGGGAAGAAGGAGGAGGUCUGCGUAAACCCCGCCUCCGGUCUCGGAUCCUCUCGCAAGUCUUAUUCACAGCCUCUCACGUUGAAGAUAGAGAGAGAAAGGGGAGAAACAAGAAGAAGGGCACACGAAGAAGAAGAAAGGGGAGCAGCAAAACGACCAUGGCAAUAUCCACAACGUCUCAGCUCGAGAUAGUGUCCGAUCACAGCGCACCUCUACUACCGUCGACCACUGCACGGAGCAUGCAGCCGCACAAUAGACAGAGUCCAGAUGAAUGAGGAGCUGUACCUGGGCCGUGGACAAAAUGAGGGUCAUCUUCAUCCAAAACGCCGGUUUCGUCGCAGCUUUCUCGCCUUUUAGAUGUGAGUCGGUGAUGUUGGCAGCGUUUAGGACAGAUAAGGUGAACGAUUUAACCACAGCUAGAUCAUGCAUUGAGGAGUGAGGAGAUCAGACCAAUUGAUUUAUUUUCUUUUAUUGGGAUAGAGCUUGCAUAUACAUUAUAGCCAAUAUAUCAUCUUUAAAGCCAACGUGUGCUCGGCUUCCGGCAUGCUGCCUGCUGUCGGAAUCUGAAUACAUAAUUAUAACAUAUUGGCACUAGAAUUAAUUUUUUUAUCCAAUGAUACAGGACUACGUAUUAGGUAAUUAUGGACCGAUAACGUCCUUUUGUGCUUAAUCCAUUAUUAGAUUGAUUAUAUAGCGAUAAUAACAUGAAUAGGUAGGAGGAGUAAUCUCUGUUCUCUUUGAUCAAAGCCAAUUGAUCAAACAAGACAAUCUGGAAAUGUUAGUUUCCACAUGUAAUGACAUGACUAGUAGGCUACGCAUUGUUCCUUGUAAUUUAUUUAUUUAUUAUUACUAUUAUUAGACCUAUAAGUAUUAUAUUAUCAAUUUAUUUUAGGUAGUUAGUUUGAGAUAUUUAACAGUGGGAAGGUUGUUUAAACACUUCCCUAGUGAGAUGGAAACCGUUUAUUUAUCGCCCCACCGGGGUGCAACCCGUCCCGAAGCCCAGAAAGGCCAAAGUUCAGCGGGCAAACCGGCGGGGGGUGACCUCUCCCCUCCAGCUCCACCCCCACCCCCGGCUCCAUCCCUACCUGCCGGCAACUCACCCGAGGGGACCCCGGCAAGCAGUGAUGGACGGAGAAACUCGGGCGUGAAGAAACACCACCACAAGCAUAACCUGAAACACCGCUACGAGCUGCUGGAGACGCUGGGAAGAGGCACCUAUGGCAAAGUCAAGAAGGCCAUUGAGCGACACUCCGGCAGAGAGGUGGCUAUCAAAUCAAUUCGGAAGGAGAAGAUCAAGGACGAGCAGGACAUGGUUCACAUCCGCCGAGAGAUUGAGAUCAUGUCAUCCCUCCGCCACCCACACAUCAUCUCUAUAUAUGAAGUGUUUGAGAACAAAGACAAGAUCGUGAUCGUGAUGGAGUACGCCAGCAAGGGUGAGCUGUAUGACUACAUCAGCGAGCGCCGGCGCCUGAGCGAGCGGGAGACGCGACACUUCUUCAGACAGAUAGUCUCCGCCGUGCACCACUGCCACAAGAAUGGAGUGGUGCACAGGGAUCUGAAACUGGAAAAUGUGCUACUGGAUGAAAACUGUAAUAUUAAGAUUGCUGAUUUCGGGCUGUCCAACCUCUACCACAAGGACAAGCUGCUGCAAACCUUCUGUGGCAGCCCGCUCUACGCUUCACCAGAAAUCGUCAAUGGGAGACCUUACCGUGGCCCAGAGGUGGACAGCUGGGCUCUGGGGGUGCUGCUGUAUACCCUGGUCUAUGGGACCAUGCCAUUUGAUGGGGGAGACCACAAAAACCUCAUUCGCCAGAUUAGCAACGGCGAGUACAAAGAGCCCACUCAGUCCUCAGAUGCCCGUGGACUGAUCCGCUGGAUGCUGAUGGUGAACCCUGAGCGCCGGGCCACAGUGGAGGACAUAGCAAACCACUGGUGGGUAAACUGGGGCUGGAAAAACAGUGUGUGUGACUGCGAGACCCAACGCGAUCACGGAGGCUCGCCCAUGCUGGCCCGCUUCAUCGACUGGCAGAACCGCACUGAGCCACGUGGUUCUGGAGCCAAGGCUGCAGCCAUGCCCCAGAUGCUGCGCCAGAGGCCCAAAAAGUCCAAGAAGGAAAAUGUCGAGGCAGGACAGACCCACUGUGGAGCAGAGGACAAGCCAGGUCUGAAGAGACCAAAGGGGAUCCUGAAGACCAGAGUUGCUGAUGAGCAAAGGUCUGCCAGUCUGGAUGAGGUGGAAUUGGGCCAAGUGGCGUUGCCUCAACAAGCCGACGUGGGGGAGGAAGCCUCAAGCCCAGAUCAGGAGGAAGAGGAGCCAAGUCUGGGAGGAGGCUCACCAGCUAAGAUGGUGCCUUCUCUACCCAAGAAAGGCAUCUUGAAGAACAACCAGCAGCGGGAAUCAGGGUACUACUCCUCGCCAGAACGCAGCGAGUCCUCCGAGCUCUUAGGGGGUGCCAGUAUGUCUCUGCUAGCCACCUCACCGCCAAAGAGAGUGAUGGGGAGAAAGGGCAUCUUGAAGCGAAACGGCAAGUACUCCACCUACAGUGGGCCUCCCUCAGCAGCAGCGGUGGCUGGAGUCCUUGGCGAGCCUCCUCCCUCAACCGACUCCGGUCUGUCCCGCAGUCAGAGUCGGCCCUCCAGCAUUGUCGGGGAGGACAGCUCUGUGCUGUCCCUUUCGCCCAGCUCCCUCAGCGGGGCCGAGUGGCAUCCCUCCACCCACAACCUCCGCCCAAACAUCAGGGCCUGCGUCUCGGCUGAAAACCUGCUGCAGCUUGCCAACUUCAAGGGCUUCCAGGCAGCCCCGCCGCUCCAGGGACCCAAGUUCAGCCGUGGCCCCAAAACGAAAGGCUCCCCAGGGGACAAUGGCAGCUUCUCCUUGCUGGGGGACCUGGAGGACAUGACUCAGGUGUACCAGCAAGCCCUGGACAUCAGCAGCAACCUCACCUAAAAGAUGGGUGGCAGAGAGAGAGGAAGCAGAGGGAACUGACUGUGUGUGUGUAUUUGUGUGUACAGAUGUAUAACACUGUAGGUGGCAUUAACGACCAGUGUGUUACUGGGAUACACCUUUUAGGAAGUAGCGGUUUUCCAAAUGGGGCUGAAAUCUUGAUGGAAAUGAUACGUCUUCACACAUGCAUACACACACAGAUGUACACACUUAGGUGCACUUCUCUGGCCAGAGGAAAUUCAGUUAGUGAACAAGAGAGAGGAGCUGGCACAAGAGAAUGCCACCCAGUCUGCUUUCUCGACCCACCCAUAGACUUUGCUGUGUUCAACAUGUUUACAUAUUCAGCAAGAAGGCAAGUUAGAAUCACAAACGCACAACCAGAAACUGGUUGGCUCUCCUUGUACACCACCCAUUCUGAGUUUGAGUUUACAAAAGCACCUUAAAACUCACACAGAGCACACGUUUUUGUGAUCUUUACUUCCUUAAAAAAAAAAACAAACAAACCAGGGUCUUGUUCCAAUAAUAACUGACAUUGCUGAUUAUUUAUUAAUAUUUUGUAGCUUUUAGUUCAAAACUGGUGGGCGCUGGCUGUUACUGGGCUGUCCUGGGAACUGACAUAUAUAAUUAUGUUGCUCAGUGAUGAGAAACAUAUAUAUACCCGGCAUAUAUAACUGUGUCUGCGCUUGUAAAACACGCAGGCAAAUAUACCUUCAUAAAAGCGUAUGUCCUAUAUAUGUGUAUGAUACUAGGGAAUAUGUAGGAAGUGCCUUUUCUGAUUCAUAAUAAAAAGAAAUUAUGUAUGUCAUUUCCUGAAAGUGGAGGAAAAAAGCCAGGCCAACCUGUCACCAGUUGUGCUUUUUUUUUAAUGUUUGUGAAUGUGGAGAGACCCAGGGCCUUCAGCACACAGCUGACUAGCUUUAAUAGUUUAGGGGGUCAAAGGUCAGUCUCAGACAGUUGAGAUCAAAGUGUCUCGUCCCCCCACAGCUCCUUCCACAAGUAGACUCACACACAGAUAUGUCGCUUCAGAAAGACCUCCUCUGUGUUCUUUGUCAGUGUUUAAGCACAGAGUUUGGUUUGUCAGCAGUUUAGGUGGUUUGCUUGAGCGCAGAUUUGCUGGCAGCACCAGAGGUCUGGAGGGACUCACCUAGUGGGGCAUUUAGUGAAGGGAGAUUGCACAGACACCAUCUCACAGUCCUGGAAUGUGCCUGGCUCUCUUAACUAUGGUUGUUUCAUUUUUUUUUAGGUUACCUGAUAAAAGAGGCUGUUUAGUCUGAGAUUCAUUGUUUUUUUGUUUUUUUUUUUUACCAAAGAUACAUAAGGUGGUUUCAGUUGUCAGUCUAGUUAAUAUUUCACCCAAAGCUCCUCAAAAGAGCUAAGUAAGGUGGUUUGCUUAGCCUGCUGAUGACACAGCAAAUUCCUCAGACAAAAGGCUGGAGACGUGUCGGUGCUAGAGAUCUCUAUCAGCCCGACUCAGCACAGGUGGGAUCUGCGGUCUGCGCUCAGCCCUCCAGCUGUGUAUACUAGUCCAUUAUGUCAACCAAGCACAAUUAGCCAGCUAUUGUUUUCAUUUGAGAGUAAGCGAGAGGCAGUGGUGCGUAGAGAUUUAUAGCUAGAGGAAGAAGAAAAGAGUGUGAAAGGGCGAUGCUUUGAAAGGACUUUCCUGCAAAACACAGGAAAGGUCAAGGGUUUAUUUUUUGAAAGGAAUUGUAAUGUAGAGUAGUGAAAGUAAAGAAAGUGAGUAGAAAGAGUAGAUGGAAAGUGUUUUUUUUUUUUAAUACCAAAGAUGUGAUGAAGCUUUGGCAUGAUUCAUGGGAAUGGAUAGGUCAGGGACUAAUGGGAGUCCUCUGGAUUUUUGGGAAUCCCCAUCGGUGAAUGAAAUCAUCCCCGUGCUGGCUGUUUUCUUUUACAGUUUUUAUUUGAGAUGCUGGAGGCUGUUGAUACAGCUUGUCUUGAGGGUCAGUCGAUGUGUGUGCACAACCUUUAAAGUGCUAUACACUUUUCCACAGCAGCAAAAAGUGGGAGAACGUUGACUGACAUCAUCCAAAAUACCAAAUGAUGUGGAUGGAAAACCAUGACCCCCAAGGAAAAAGAUCACAUGUUGAAUGUUUGCAGUGGUCCCUUUGGUGUGAAGGAAAGGUCCUGGGUACUGGUUCAAAUGAAAGACCCCAUUGCGUAUUAUAUUGCAUUUUAUUGCCUUUUGUAUUGCAUUUUAUUGUCAACUGGAUUUACAGUGAGAAAAUUAUACUAUGUUAGUAUUUUUGUUUUAUUAUGCUUCUGUUUUUGAUUUUCCAAAAUGUAAGAAACUUUAUAUUGCUUUAUCUUAUGGCAGAAAAUACUUCCUUCCUCGAAGUAUUGGGAUUUCUCCCCAGAAAAAUCGGAUCUGAAAUUGGUGCAGUUUCCCCACAUUUUGCAAAACGUCUGGGAGAGAAGACCUUUAACAACCUCCAAAUGGCAAAAACACCUCUUAUAAAUUAAUUUGGAAUACUACAGCAUGCAAGAAUCUGUAUUAAUGUAUCAAUAACUGACCAGAAGAAAACUGCCUUUCCACCUCUACCAAAGCAGGAGAGGUCCAAAACAAUGCAGGAGAAAAAGGAAUUAAAGCAAUGGAAAGAAUCUGAAGAUGAAACUUAAACUCUGCCAAACUGGAAAUACAUGGUGCAUAUCUGUUAGUUAGCAGAAAGUCUAAUCAUAGGAAAACUUGACUGGAUAUUGUUAUGACAAUAAUAAUAAAUUAGUAUUAUUAUGUUAUUUAAGUAUUAUUUUUGUCUCAUUACUAUUGAUGGCUUUUGCCACAGUUUUGUUCUGUUUUGUUUUUUGUUUUGGUGAUCCUGGACUGCCAAGGUGGAUUAAGUUGCGUGCCUUUGGUAUCUUUUAUGAACUUUUUUUUUUUUUUUUUUUUUUUGAUAAUGAAAAAUUAUUAUCAAUGUGUUUUUAUACAUGUAUUUAUUGGUGAUCAAGCCAUUUAAAUUGUCAGAAUACUCCCUGUACAUGCUUUGGCCUGCUUUAGACUGUGUGUUGUGUUCAGAACGUGCUGCACACUGAAAAAAUAUGACAGAAAUAGAGUGGCAUCAUCUCAUUGUGAAGAUAGCGGUAAAGCGUGUAUUUUUAAGAAAUCAAUAACAGCUCCUAAAAUCCUGUAAAAUGUCUUAAUUCAUCCAUCCGGGUGUAUUUCUACUCAACACAAUGCCUCUGUAGUACUGUAUCAAUUUAAAUAAAUGGAUCUUGAAAGUUA